Molecule: messenger RNA, 3225 nt
Organism: Gekko japonicus
Lineage: Eukaryota; Metazoa; Chordata; Lepidosauria; Squamata; Gekkonidae
Gene: CYLD
Product: cylindromatosis (turban tumor syndrome)
Exons: 16
Coding region: 238-3030 (930 amino acids)
Biological process (GO): positive regulation of extrinsic apoptotic signaling pathway; regulation of mitotic cell cycle; necroptotic process
Cellular component (GO): cytosol
Molecular function (GO): K63-linked deubiquitinase activity; cysteine-type deubiquitinase activity
Source: RefSeq, a predicted model, not a curated record
CGGCCGGCGGAGGAGGAGAAGAAGAAGGGGGAAAAGAUGGUCGUUCCUCAGGCGGUGGGCCGGAUGGGAAGCGGUCAUCUGCUCUGGAUUUAGCUCACUUUGAACAUGAACGAGGAAUCUUUAACCCGUUAUUGGGGCCAGGCCUUCUAGUGGAAUCUUCCAGGUCCUUUACAGCCAUGCUGGCACCUCUCCUGCCUUGAAGAUCUCUCUUUGUAUUUGUACAAAGUUUGUGCAGCGAUGAAUUCAGGCUUGUGGAGUCAAGAGAAAGGCAGCUCACCUUAUUGGGAAGAGCGUAUAUUUUUUCUGCUUCUCCAAGAAUGCAGCGUCAUAGACAAACAAACUCAGAAGUUGUUGAAGGUUCCUAAGGGGAGCAUUGGUCAGUUCGUUCAAGAUCGUUCUACCGGAGGACAUACCAGAAGUAUCCCUAAAAGCAAAAAAGUGCAAAUGGGAAUCAAGAUUUUGGAGCAGCCUCACGCCGUCCUGUUUGUGGACGAGAAAGAAGUUGUAGAAAUAAACGAGAAAUUAGCGGAACUGCUCUUGGCAAUCACCAAUUGUGAGGAAAGAUACAGUAUAUUUAAGAACAAAGACAGACUGGCUAAAGGCCUGCACAUAGAGGUUGGGUCGCCGGUGAGAGUGCAGCUGAGAUCGGGAGACGAAAAAUAUCCUGGAGUUGUGCGCUUUAGAGGACCUUUGUUACAAGAAAGAUCACUGUCUGGGAUUUUUUUCGGAGUAGAGCUUCUGGAAGAAGGUCGCGGUCAGGGCUUUACUGAUGGACAGUACCAAGGCAAACAGCUGUUCAGAUGUGACGAGGACUGUGGCGUUUUUGUUGCACUUGACAAACUGGAGCUGGCGGAGGACGAUGAGAAUGAACUGGAGAAUGACUAUGCAGCUCCAGUUGACUCAAUGCAGGUAGAACUUCCUCCUUUGGAGCUCAACUCCAGGGUUUCUGUGAAGAUAGGAAAGAAUAUAGAGUAUGGGACAGUUAUAUUCUGUGAUGUCUUACCAGGAAACGAGAGUUUAGGAUACGUUGUUGGAGUGGACAUGGACAAUCCAAUUGGAAACUGGGAUGGAAGAUACAGUGGACAGCAGCUCUGCAGUUUUGCGAGUGUCGAAAGCACACUUCUCCUGCAUAUCAAUGAUGUUAUCCCAGGUACGCUUUGUGCACUCUCUGACCCCGUAAGCCGAAACAGAUCAGAAUUUUUCUAUGCCUUAAACGGCUCUUCAGUGGAUUCCCAGCCGCAGACAAAAUCGAAAAACACGUGGUAUAUCGAUGAAGUUGCUGAAGACUCUGCAAAAUCCCUUAAUGACUCGUCUCCUGGGUUCGGACAUUCUUCGCCACCACUUCAGCCUCCCCCAGCGAACAGUUUAUCGGCCGAAAACCGAUUUCAUUCCCUGCCUUUCAGCCUGACAAAGAUGUCCAGCAGUAACAAUGCUAUUGGACACAGCCCUCUCUCUUUAUCUGUUCAGUCGGUUAUCGGAGAGGGGAGUGCCGGGAACCUCCAGGACAGUCCUCCGUCAACAGUGCAAACAGUGGCACCUGUCAACAUGCCUGUCAACAUGCAUGGGCUUGAAGCAGGUUCCUUGGCUGAAGUGAAAGAGAACCCUCCUUUCUAUGGAGUAAUCCGGUGGAUUGGACAGCCUCCAGGAGUGAAUGAAGUGUUAGCAGGACUAGAACUGGAAGAAGAAUGUGCAGGCUGUACAGAUGGUACAUUUAAAGGGACUCGAUAUUUUACGUGCGCACCCAAGAAGGCGCUCUUCGUUAAGCUGAAGAGCUGUAGGCCGGACUCCAGAUUCGCUGCAUUGCAGCCUGUAUCCAACCAGAUUGAACGCUGUAACUCCUUAGCUUUCGGUGGCUAUCUAAGUGAGGUGGUUGAAGAAAACACUCCUCCAAAAAUGGAAAAAGAAGGCUUGGAAACGAUGAUCGGGAAGAAGAAAGGAAUCCAGGGUCAUUACAACUCCUGCUAUUUAGACUCCACUUUAUUCUGCCUCUUUGCGUUUAGCUCAGUUUUGGAUACUGUUUUGCUUAGACCAAAAGAGAAAAAUGACGUAGAAUAUUACAGUGAAACUCAAGAGCUUCUGCGGACAGAGAUCGUGAAUCCUCUCAGAAUAUACGGAUACGUGUGUGCGACAAAAAUAAUGAAGUUGAGGAAAAUCUUAGAAAAAGUCGAAGCAGCUUCUGGAUUCACUUCUGAAGAGAAAGAUCCUGAAGAAUUUUUGAAUAUCUUGUUUCAUCAUAUUUUGAGAGUCGAGCCAUUGUUAAAGAUAAGAUCAGCAGGUCAAAAGGUACAAGACUGUUACUUCUAUCAGAUUUUUAUGGAUAAGAAUGAGAAGGUUGGCGUUCCUACCAUUCAGCAGUUACUGGAAUGGUCCUUCAUCAACAGCAAUUUGAAAUUUGCAGAGGCCCCCUCGUGUCUGAUCAUUCAGAUGCCUCGGUUCGGAAAAGACUUCAAAAUGUUCAACAAAAUUUUCCCUUCUCUGGAGCUGAAUAUCACAGACCUGUUGGAAGACACUCCCAGGCAGUGCCGUAUAUGCGGAGGGCUGGCAAUGUAUGAAUGCAGAGAAUGCUACGAUGAUACAGACAUCUCCGCUGGCAAAAUCAAGCAGUUUUGCAAAACUUGCAAUACACAAGUUCACCUUCAUCCCAAAAGGCAGAGUCAUAAAUUCAACCCGGUGUCUCUUCCGAAAGACCUUCCCGACUGGGACUGGAGACACGGCUGCAUACCUUGCCAGAAGAUGGAGUUGUUUGCCGUUCUGUGUAUAGAGACGAGCCACUAUGUGGCUUUCGUUAAGUACGGCAAGGGCGACUCGGCCUGGCUCUUCUUUGACAGCAUGGCGGAUCGGGAUGGAGGCCAAAAUGGCUUCAACAUUCCUCAAGUGACUCCGUGCCCAGAAGUUGGGGAGUAUUUGAAAAUGUCCCUAGAGGAACUGCAUUCCCUGGACUCCCGGAGGAUCCAAGGCUGUGCGCGAAGGCUCCUCUGUGACGCUUACAUGUGCAUGUACCAGAGCCCAACCAUGAGCUUGUACAAGUAAAAACUUGUCGCCUGGCAAAGGAGGAUUGGGGUGGGGGCGCUUCUCAGUGACCCCCGGCCCCAACACAAGAAGGCUCCGCGGCGCCAUCGGCUCAAUCGCUCGCGCAUCUGUUGCGGACAACGGACUCUUCACGGGGGUGGAAGCAAAAACGUCUAAAACGAAAGAAGUGAAUAUUACAAAGACAGAUGAGGAAUA